CCGCCGGAGAAAGAACGACCAAUAACAUUUCUGGAUGUUGGAAUGCGAAACGCCUUCUGGGACAAUCCAGUUGAAGUAUCAUCAUCGGGGCGCUGUACAGCCAGACUGAGAGAUGGAGGAUUUUGACGAUCCAGACUAUGUCCCACCAAAUGAUGAGAUGGCUCCGUGCAAAAUAUGUGGCAGAACCUUUUUCUCCAAAGUUCUUCAGGCCGGUUUCUGCCUGGCUAUCUGUAAUCAGCCCUUCCCACACUGCCAUAUCCUUGCAGAAGAAGCAUACGCCCAUCUGUCAGAAGGCAGCAGCCAAGAGGAGGAAGGUGUUUGAUUCUGGCAGGCAGAGGGCAGAGGGAACUGAAAUCUCGACUGUAAAACCUUUGAAGCCUAAGUCACAAAGCACAUCCAGCACUCCUAAGUCUAAUAAACCGGAGCCGCCCAAGAAACAGUCCAACUGGCGCAGGAAGCAUGAAGACUUCAUCGCAACGAUCCGAGCAGCCAAGGGGCUCACUCAAGUGAUGAAGGAUGGAGGUCCGCUGCCCCCUCCACCUCCUCCAUCCUAUGAUCCAGAUUACAUUCAGUGUCCAUACUGUCAGAGAAGGUUCAACGAGUCUGCUGCCGACCGACACAUUAAGUUCUGUAAGGAGCAGUCUGCAAGGAUCGCCAAUAAGGCAAAGCUUCCAGGAGGUGAUGCCAAAGGGAAACUCCCGGCUCGAAGCCAGUGCAAGCCCCCUCCAGUGAAGAAGGCCAAUUCCACAGUGACGUCCACUUUGCCUGCCUCUUCACGGCUACCACAAAGGUCCAUGUCUGGUCCCACAGCAGGCACAGGCAUUCCUACAGGCAAAGCAUCUUCUGCUGGAGCAGUGAGGACUGUCGCAUCUGGGUAUGGGCAGAUUCGCACCGGACCUACAGGACUGACAAGCCCACCGUCUGGAAUUAACCCAAAACCCAGAAGUGUUGGAACAGCAGGAUCUGUCAAGAAUGCAUCCUCUGGGAUUGCAAUGAAAAACAGAAGAGGCUACAAUUCAGAGAUCCACAAUUCAAGGAAUGAUGCCCAGACUGUUAAUGAGGUGGACAACUCAAUAGGGCAGCUGACAAAAUUCUGCCAUGAAUGUGGCACAAAGUACCCCGUGGAGUGCGCCAAGUUCUGCUGCGAGUGUGGGGUGAAACGAAUGUGCAUUUAGCUGUGCGAGGCGAGCAGAAUGGGAUGGGUGCACAUCGAAAGAGACUCAAGUUGCUGAAAUUAAUUACUUAAAAUACUAAACUCGAAUGUGCUAGCACAUUGCUCUCAUUCAGACACUAUGAAGCGCUAGACAGAUCACUCCUUUUCUGAAAUUUUAACCUUCUCAUUUUUUGCUGAAAUUUAAUUGCUCCCAUCCCAUGAUUCCAUAGCUAAUGUAUUGAGUGCAAUAUGAUUGACUACUGAUCAAAAUAGUAUUUUUUGUCCAGGUUGGUGGGUGGACCUAGAUAUGAGAAACUUUAGGUCUAAAUUUCAAAUGGGACCAUGAAUUAUAUUGAAUUGUAUGCCCUCAUGUAGCAAACGUCAGUUCUUUUCGUCUGGGAUAUGACAACUGUUUGAAUUAAGAUGCGGUCAACUAAGUUAUUAUUUAUGAUAUUGUUUCACAUUUAUAUUUUUAAACAUAUUGUGACAGAUAAAUGAUUUCAUAUUCAGCUUACCAAUCUUAUUUUGUAUAUAUACGUUUUGUACCAUUUCUUUAUGCUAUGUUAGCUGAUAUCUGUUUUUAUUGUACCAGUAUUGCAAAACAUUUCACAAUGUUUACCCUACAUUUUCCACACAAAUGCUGUCCAUCAGAAAGCCUUCCUUGCAAUCAUACAUAAGCCUAACUUUCCCACAGCUACUGCUCACAUUUCCAACAGAAAGACAAGUCGGUUGAGUAACUGACUGCAUGACUGAUCACAAUUACGCUUUUUUGUGGCAACUUGGUCCAAAGAGGUGAUGGAACUCAAGCGUCAAUUUGCUGUACACUCGUGUAACCUUUGUAAGUUUGUGGUAUCUGAAUUAAGGUCAACAUGCUUUCAUGGAAAAAAGAUGGCCAAAGGUUGAAAAUACACUGCAUUUCAAAAAAUCUGUUAUCACCAUAAAUAAAAAUAAAUAAAAAAAGAUACACAUAC
Messenger RNA from Alosa alosa (allis shad), 2124 nucleotides. It is a transcript of the gene zc2hc1a, whose product is annotated as zinc finger, C2HC-type containing 1A. The transcript is spliced from 10 exons. NCBI's taxonomy places the organism in Eukaryota, Metazoa, Chordata, Actinopteri, Clupeiformes, Clupeidae. The coding region runs from base 138 to 1175 and encodes 345 amino acids. The record is from RefSeq and is a predicted model, not a curated record.